CGAACAAGCAUCCCAACCAAGAAACCCUUCCAAAGCCCCUCCCCGUCACCUCUCCCUCCUGCGUGCUGCCAAAGGGGAGCGUCCAAUCGACACACUCACUCCCACCCAUCCCUUCGCAGCGUGUUCGCCUCUACUUCCGCCUACAUUCAUGCGCCUAUAUGGGCGGAUCUUUCGUCGUCUCCAUUCAUGCGCCCAUAGAGGCGCGUCUGGCGCCUACAUGGGCAUGUCGGACGCGGGCUUACUUAUCGGGCUCUAUAGGCUGGCGUCUCCGUCUAUAUCGACGAAAUCCGCGCAUAUGAAGAGAGCACUGCCUCAUCUCAGAUGAAGAGGCAGCCUUCGAGCAGCAUCACUUUGACCUUCGAACUGCCAGUGUGGGUACUGGGGGCUAUCCGCAUGGUCGAAGCUGGCUUGAGGAGGUUGCUGUUCAUUGUUACUGAAAACGGAGCAGUAACGGUAGAGACCGGAAAGGAAGGCUACGUUCUUCUUGAACCAAGACACUUAGCAACCAACACCGACUGGUAUUCUUAUGUCCUGCUUGCCCACACAGUAGGAUGAUGCAGCGAGGGCUGCGCGCGUCUUCAUCACCAUGUUCACUAUUCAAAGAAACAACGCUUUCCUUCUUGUCGCAUUGCCCCUGUCUUUAUUCGGAAUACAAUGCCUCAUCGCUGGACAGGUGUAAUAUUAUAUAUGUUAUUCGCAAUUGAACUGUGUGUGAGUGUGUCCUCAGGGUGCUACGACAUUUGAAGACGUAGUGAGUGUUGAUGAGGGCUUCUACAUGAAUGACUGGAAGUGCUUCUGUCCUGGCCUUGGCGGCUCCUGCUAUGGCGAGUGCGGCCGAGGGUACGACGCUGCUGAGCUAACCAGCAAGGACACGUUCAGGUACGGGCGUUUCGAGACGAGUUUGCACCGGGAUGAUGUCGAGGGAACAGUAGCAACCUUCUUCCUCUUCAAGAAUGACAGCGACAAAGUCCGUGGGGCGUUGUGGAAGGAGAUAGACUACGAGGUGCAUGGCUUGGGCGGCCAUGCCGCGACGCCCAUCCAGACCAACAUCAUAACGGGCAACUUCAAAGACCGCAACAGAUCCCCGCAGUACCUCCCAAUGCCGGGUCACCCCUCACAGGGUGAGGCUCAGGCGGAUGCUGUCAAGAGAGGUUUCCAUCACAUUGCGCUUGAGUGGACCCCCGACUAUGUCGCAUGGUACUUCGAUGGAAGACGCGUUCGGCUCGAUACGGCCUGUGGCGCUGGAUUGCAUUGCAGUCCCCAAACCUCUGAGUUGACGGACCCGAUGAAUCUUCGUCUGUCCCUGUGGCCAUGCAACCCCCACUUCGAGUGGGCCGAGUCGUGGGCCGUCAGGUUCGAUCCCGCCUCGGUCCCUCUUACCGCGUAUUUCGAUUAUGUCAGGACAUACGACUACGACCCGAUCACCAAGGGUGUAUCCAAUAUCGUCUUUCCCCCAGGAAUACCGUUUCCUGCCCAAUUCGCUUGUAUCAGGUUUCAUUCCAAAGUGGACAGACGAGUUCGGGACGCUCAAUGCGACUCGAUGGGAGGCCAGCACUCACACCUUCGACGCACAAUUCAAGCCGAAUAAUGCUGCCAUUGUCAAGGCGGAGGAGACUGACCCGCUGUCCGACGGGUCGUACCUUUCUUUGUCCAUUACAGACAAGAACGCCACAAUCGAUGUCCUCCCACCCGACUUCCAGAGGCCCACGUACGACGAAUUCAACGUUAAGCCACUAGAAUGGGUCUACGAUGAUUGGAACCCGCCAUCCAAAAGCUAUUUGCUGGAGAGCGAGGUCUGCAAAGGCGAAGGUGUCACGAGUGAGCCGGGCAAGCGAUACGAGGGAGGCUGGGUAACCUUCACGACUGUAUUGGUUGAGGGCCUGCCCAACUUUGGCAAUACCCGGAUCGAUGAGACGGACGCUGUGCAGAAGUGCACGGCCAUGUGUGUAGACCACUACAACAGCAGCGAGUGCCGCUUCUUCACGGUCUUCUCUGUCGAGUCCACCCAGUACUGCAGCGGCUUCAUGACCCCCGAGAGAGAGAGAUCAGCGAUAGCUCUGCCGUGGCGGGUUUCAUCUGCUCACAGCCUGACUCACAGGCCAAAACAGUUGAGCCCGCAGCCGACGGUCAUAUGGAGUUAGAAGCGGAGGCCGAGGCGCCAACCGCUUCUGCUGAAACGGAGACAGAGGCGUCGACCUCUCCUAAACCCCUGGGGGAGCCGGAGGAGGAAACAGUGGUACCAGACACGCCCGAGGUGAUCGAUGAGGCCUCCGAUGAGUUAAUCUGGGCAGUCGAGGGGCAGGAUAGCACUAGCCUUGUGCCCGUCGGCAGCCCGCUUGAGCCAUCCGAAGGAGAGGCAGCUUCAGUGAUCAAGGUGGAACCAGCUGACAUGAGCGAGACAAAUGAGGUUUCAACAAAAACAGAAGGCGACAUUCCCAUCUGGCUUAUUCUCGUUGUCAUUGCUGCUGCUCUACUCCCGGUGACGGGCCUGGUCUUCUUCUUCUUCGCUAGAGACAGGAGGUCCAAAAGCGGGCCCGAAGCAGCGCAGCGCACUCACACCGCGACAAGUUGGGUAUCAGUGUGAGCGGCUUCCCUUGGCGAACGCAUCCGAAUGAGCCGAUGCGUGUACGUGUGUAUGCUUGCUUUGCGCGACACGCCAUCCUUCGUAGGUGUUUUUUGCCUCAUGAAGCGAAAGCAACAAAAGCGGCUGGCCGGUCCACCGAGACAUGUUUUACCUCGUCCGGUUGUAUGUGUGUAUGUGUGUGUGUUUUUUUUUCUGUUUCUUAAGACGCACACAGACCUUUUUUUUUAAGACGCACACAGACACCCGUGGACAACACUACACAUACGCAAACAGCAAGACCGCCUCACGUCCAGUGCAAGCGUGCGUGUCCAACCGAUCAUGUGUGUGUCGAGUGAAGAUGUUUCGAUCCUUGUCGAGGCAAGAGGAUGGAUGGUACGGCUCAUCCACAGCUAGCUAUGGGCUUGAAGGGGUGACGGUUUUUAUCCCAAGACGCAAGGGUUCAAAGGGCCUAACCACACAUCAUAGACACACGGCGAAGGCCGACAGGCUUCAUCACAGACAAAUCCUCAGUGCAAAUCUGAACAGCUUCA
Vitrella brassicaformis is the source of this 3114-nucleotide messenger RNA. The record is from the annotation of a GenBank genome assembly. NCBI's taxonomy places the organism in Eukaryota, Vitrellaceae.